AUGCAUUGGACGGAUCUCCGACCGCCACCUAUGGUCAACGGUAGAACCCUACCCCCUCGUUCGAUGCCUUUUAGAAUCCAAUCGCAGCCUCGUCAUACAUAUUCGGAGAAAAAGGCCGCGCCUCCGCUAAUUGUCGAUUCCCAAAUUCGAGUCGUCGAUGCCCUAAUUUAUCAAUUUAUUUCAAGAGUUGUCGCUUCGUUGGAUUUUCUGAAUCUCUGGAGAGAGGGUUUUGAGGAUCGAAGUGCCGUCGUGUUCCGAACCGUGUUCAUCACUCAGCUUUGUGAACUGACUCACUCAGAGGGGCGCACUCACUGGGACUUGAUCACAUGGUGUGACCUGGUGAGCAGUGACCUUCUGAGUAACUUCGUCAAGAUGAGGGUUCAUUCGAUUCAUUUUGGAGCCAAAAAUCAAGCAACAUGGUUGCUUGGGCAUGUUGAGAGAAAAAAGAUUAUUGUGUAUACUGGUUAUUACCUCUCUCUGAUGCGCGAUCGAGGCUUCUUGGAUGAUUUUGAAUUGUUCUUUUGCUUCAUCGUGUUUCCCAAUUUCUCGGUUACAACCCAUUCAUUUACUCGAUUGGCUUCGAGGAGUCCUAUGAUUGCUGCCUUUGAUCUAUGUAGAGACAUGACAUUCUCAAACAGUAUCCAGAUGACAAGCAGAUGCAUAGACCUGUGGACCAACUGGAUCUUCUUGCCUUACAACUGAGGCUGCAUUAAGAAUGGUGAUACACGCGGGAAGAUAUAUAGC
Molecule: messenger RNA, 744 nt
Organism: Striga asiatica
Lineage: Eukaryota; Viridiplantae; Streptophyta; Magnoliopsida; Lamiales; Orobanchaceae
Source: the annotation of a GenBank genome assembly